AAGCCUACGACGGCAGCCAUCCUGAAGAGCGUGGAAGCCUCGGGAUCUGGUACAUCAAAGGGAGUGGCAGCGCCCUCGAGCACUUCGACAAGCACGGCCUCACCUCCAACGAUACCAGCAGCAGCACCCGCAUCGUCUUCUUCCCUGCCUACGCAAUCCACGUUUCGACCUACUACUACGUCUGCUCCUCCAGCACCACCAGUACACCCUUUUGCAAAUGCUCGUGACGCAACCUACGCCCCACCAAAUGUUCGAAACUUCACAACUCUGCCGAAGCCCUUGAACAACAAGGGCAAGAAACCAGCGUACAAGACCAUCGUCCCCGUUAUCCAGCCGAAGCUUGCCGAAGAAAUCUUCCAGUGUUCGAUGAAGUCACAGUUCAUCACGCUGACCCCAGAAGAGUUGCUUUUGAUCGCGCCGGAUCGAGUCUCGACGGAACCCGUCGCGUCGGCCCACAUCGUAGAAAUCAGCGCCGACGAGGUCAUGGCCAUCAACCAGCUCUCGUGUUCAGGUACAACGUUGGAACCCGGUGCUACAAUCAUCCCCAACCCCUAUGAAACAUAUCUGAAGCAUAUCCCUCACGGCGAGUACCCCGCGGAAUUCACUGUCGCCCACGAUUCGAACGCGAUUUGUUCGAUCAUUGCAUUGGUCGACAACAAGGAGCAAAUCGAAUGCAUCGUUGACCCCAGUUCACAGAUCGUUGCCAUGUCGGAAGAGGUCUGCCUCGGCCUCAACCUCCUCUUUGAUCCUACUAUCCAGCUGAACAUGCAAUCGGCGAACGGCGAGGUGGACCGAUCGCUGGGACUCAUUCGAAAUGUUUCCUUCCGCAUCGUGUACAACAUCCUCCUCGGCCGACCCUUCGACGUGCUCAUGCAGAGCGUCGUCAAGAAUUUCGCCGACGAGAACCAGACCAUUACGAUUCUCUGUCCGAACACCAGCGAAACCGUCACGAUUCCGACAUACACCUUCGAGGAAUUGAUUCCCCAUGAUCAAGGAGAAGCCGCGCUAGUCAUCAACUACAAUGGGGUAAAACCAAGUAUUUCCUUCGUCUCUCCGAUUGAUUCCUCGACUCCGAACGCUGUUUCGUCACUGUACCUCUCCACAUGCACCUCCGUUUCUUCAUAUUUGCAGUCUCUUUACGCCUCGGACAGUACAGCUUCUAAUACCGCUCCGUCAAACGCUUCGACGUGGGCUUCGACUCUUCUAUUUUCAGCUCCGUUCGCUUCGACUCCGCCAGCUCUCAUUCCGACGAAGUCCAUCUCACAGUUCUCCAACUUGAUUCUUCUCUUUCCUUCGAUGACAUCGACUUCUACCCCUUCAACGCACAAGAUCCUCGCCACGACAAAGAAGAAAUACAAGCCUGUCGCUCUCAAAACCAGACCCGUCCUUGGUGCCAUCCCCGAACAAUUUUGA
Messenger RNA from Postia placenta MAD-698-R-SB12, 1413 nucleotides. RefSeq lists its product as hypothetical. The annotation marks the transcript as partial. The transcript has 4 exons. Lineage: Eukaryota; Fungi; Basidiomycota; Agaricomycetes; Polyporales; Adustoporiaceae. The record is from RefSeq and is a predicted model, not a curated record.